AUGCUCUGUAUCCUUGUGGAAGAAAUAAAAGAGGCUCAACAGAAUUCACCAAAAAUCCAUGAAGGCUGGUGGGCGUACAAGGAGGUGGUCCAGGGAAGCUUUGUUCCAGUUCCUUCCUUCUGGGGAUUGGUGAACUCAGCUUGGAAUCUUUGUUCCGUUGGAAAACGGCAGUCACCAGUCAACAUAGAGACCAGUCACAUGAUCUUCGACCCCUUUCUGACACCUCUUCGAAUCAACACUGGAGGCAGGAAGGUCAGUGGGACCAUGUACAACACUGGAAGGCAUGUAUCCCUCCGCCUGGACAAGGAGCACUUGGUCAACAUUUCAGGAGGGCCCAUGACAUACAGCCACCGCCUGGAGGAGAUCCGGCUACACUUUGGGAGUGAGGACAGCCAAGGAUCAGAGCACCUCCUCAAUGGACAGGCCUUCUCUGGGGAGGUACAACUCAUCCACUAUAACCACGAGCUAUACACAAAUGUCACAGAAGCUGCGAAGAGUCCAAACGGAUUGGUGGUAGUUUCUAUAUUUAUAAAAGUUUCUGAUUCAUCAAACCCAUUUCUUAAUCGAAUGCUCAACAGAGAUACUAUCACAAGAAUAACAUAUAAAAAUGAUGCAUAUUUACUACAGGGACUUAAUAUAGAGGAACUGUAUCCAGAGACCUCUAGUUUCAUCACUUAUGAUGGGUCGAUGACUAUCCCACCGUGCUAUGAGACAGCGAGUUGGAUAAUAAUGAAUAAGCCUGUAUACAUAACCAGGAUGCAGAUGCAUUCCCUACGCCUCCUCAGCCAGAAUCAGCCAUCGCAGAUCUUUCUGAGCAUGAGUGACAACUUCAGGCCUGUGCAGCCUCUCAACAACCGCUGUAUCCGCACCAACAUCAACUUCAGUUUACAGGGGAAGGACUGCCCUAACAACAGGGCCCAGAAGCUUCAGUACAGAGUGAAUGAAUGGCUCCUCAAGUAG
This is a messenger RNA of Cricetulus griseus (Chinese hamster), 960 nucleotides long. The record is from RefSeq and is a predicted model, not a curated record. Lineage: Eukaryota; Metazoa; Chordata; Mammalia; Rodentia; Cricetidae.